AUGGACAGACAGUGGAAGCCCGCCCCCGCCGAGCUGUCGCCAGCCUGUCCCCGUUGCGGCUCGGCCAACACCAAGUUCUGCUACUACAACAACUACAACCUCAACCAGCCACGCUUCUUCUGCAAAGCCUGCCGGAGGUACUGGACCAAAGGCGGCUCCCUCCGCAACGUGCCCAUUGGCGGCGGCUGCCGCCGCAAGACCUGCCACCGCCGCUCCUCCUCCAACGGGCCCACCUCCUCCCGAAACCUACCAUCCAACCAAAAAAAUACUAACAAUGGUAACGAAAGUGAACCGGUCUCGAAUGGUCCCAAUGCUACUAUCGACCUAGCCGCUGUUUUCGCGAAUUUCGUCAACCCGGGCCCGCGGGCCGGUCGGGAUUCGGAUCACGGGCCGCCGCCGAAUCUUUCCGAUGGGGUCGGGAUUGGUGGUCCGCAAGCCGGGUUGUUGGGCCCGUAUAGUUGUUUCGGCCCGUGCUUGCCUCACGAAAACGGGAUUUUUGGAUGCUUGGGCGGGGUGAUUGAUCAACGGCAUACAUGUUUCGAGAUGGGAGGCACGGUAGAAGAAAAUGCAUCGGUUUUGGCGCCGUUGCCGGGUCACGAGGAAGGGUUUGUUUCAUCUCGAGACGAAAUGUUGUGGGGCCCACCGGGUUCGGAUGGGGUGUUGCGAGGUGAUCAUCAAAUUAUGCCGCCGCCGCGGGCCGAUAAUGGCGACUUUGUAGCGGGGGCAGUUGGGAAUAAUCCGGCGGUGUUGGAUGGAAAUGUGAGCCCAUUGUUAAGUCCGUUGAUCAAUCUUGAUGCUCUUUUCAGGUCCUGA
Striga hermonthica is the source of this 813-nucleotide messenger RNA. The record is from the annotation of a GenBank genome assembly. NCBI's taxonomy places the organism in Eukaryota, Viridiplantae, Streptophyta, Magnoliopsida, Lamiales, Orobanchaceae.